UUGAAGUGAAUAGGUGGAUGUCGUUUUCGCCGGCAGUGACGUAGCGAGCCAGUUCAUCCCACGUGACUCAGUACUUCCGGUUCGAGAUUUGGCAAUGCGCAUGUAUCGCGUCUGUGUUCAUCUCGUUCCCUUGUCUCACUAUGGUCGGAUUUUCUGCAUACGGGUGCUCUAACUCGUCUGUCAAGGGACAUAAAAUGUUUCGGGUUCCAUGGGAGAAAGCAAGACGAAUGCGCUGGGCUAUAGCCAUAAACCGAAAAAAAGCCGGCGGCCGUCUGUGGAUGCCUGGUGUAGGCGCGCGCAUCUGUGAGAUGCACUUCGUGACAAGGAUGCGAAGCGAUGAUCCGUCGCAUGUGGAUUACGUGCCAUCAGUGUUCCGACACGAUAGAGAGUCCGAGACCCGGGCUGAACGAAAAGCUAAGCGUUAUGAACGCCACAUGCGCAUAAUGCAUAAGCGAGAAGCUGCAGCUGCUCAGCAGCAUCCCAGGCUCGAUGGGGAAGCCGAAGUAGGGAUUCUGGGCACUGAUUAUGGCAAUACUGCAUGUACCGACGAUACCAGUAUCGACGAUAACAUGGGCGACAUCGCAUUGACUCAGGCUAAAGCUGUCCAGACAGACGCACUCGCCUUGUGUGCAAGUUGUUCCUGCUUGCAAGAAGAGAACGAGGUGACCAUCUCUGUGUGGAUCAAGAAUGCAGGUAAGCAAAUAAGCAGGCAAGUUACAGGUAAGAUCUUGCAAGUAAAUGAUUAGCAGUGAAAUGAUUUGGCUGUACACUGUUUUACUAUGACUUAAAACCCACUAACUAGUCGUGGGAGCACAAUGUCGGUGAAGAAAGCUCUCACACUGCUUUCAUGGCACAUCAUAAACUCUUGGUCGCGCUCAACCUCCACAAGGUGUCCACCACGUUCCACAAAAAGGAAAAAGUAGCAACGCUUGCUGUCCACAAGGUUCAAGUGCAGUUGGGCUUGUACCUGGUAGUAGUAUCUGUGACUUUGCUUUAGGGUUCCAUCCCUUGUUAGGCAAAAAUCCUUUUGGUUCUGUCCAUUUUCAGCGAGUGUUGUUGGGUCAGCGUCUCUCAUUGUGUAUAGGCACUUUACUUCAACCAGUGCUGGUUCGUGGCAGUCGCAGUAGUAUACUCCGUCUGGGCUGCAUCCCAAAUAAGGGUACCUCGGGCUGAUCAUGAGCCCACAAUCUUCUAUCCUUCCAUUGGCAUGAUGCUGUGACAACAGAGCAAAUAGGGAGUCUUUUGCCCUUGCUUCGUUUUCAAUACCAUAAUAAAUGGCAGGACUUGUAAUGUUUUGGGAACAAAAAAUUUUUUGCAGCAGCGAUGACACUUUGACCUGUUUGGAUGCACAUACGUCCUUGAAUACUGAUGCUGCCUUUUCUGUGUGCAAACCAGGCUGGACUCUUCCGCUGUAGUCUCGUGAGUUUUUCUAUUUCUUCCGCAUCUCUUCUUGAUAUUUUAAUAUUGUCUAGCUCGACGCAUAUGUUGAGUGAGCUCAAGGGACUUGUAGGCGAAAUGAUGAAAUCGCCACUGGCCUGAGUCUGCGUGCUUGGUUGCGUAGCGGCUGCUUGGUUGAUAUCAAUGAGUGUGAACAGCCGUGCCUCUGGUGCGACCUAAACGUUGAGGCAGUUAUUAGACCAAAAAUAGGGUGGGCUCAGAAAUUUGGUCACUUACUGUUCGUAUUUGUGACACAAAAGCUUCGAACUUAUCGUCUGGAAAUUCUAUGGUGGAAUCUUCAGUAGCAUUACGAUUUCGUUUUGCUGACCACCAUCGAGGUCGCCUAUAGUCUAGCUGCCGCGCUUGCUGAGGUGGAAUCUAGUUGAGUAAAAAUCACUGUAGGAUGUGCAACCUGUUUAAGUUAAUGUCAAUACCUGUU
Molecule: messenger RNA, 1876 nt
Organism: Ornithodoros turicata
Lineage: Eukaryota; Metazoa; Arthropoda; Arachnida; Ixodida; Argasidae
Exons: 5
Coding region: 141-746 (201 amino acids)
Source: RefSeq, a predicted model, not a curated record